AGCAAUAAUUGAAAUGUUAUAGGUUUAUUCAGCAUCUACUUUGUUCCUGAAAGGAAACCUUGCUUGAGUGAUAAUGCUCAUCGAAAUUCAUAGUAGGCUGCUGCAGCCAAAGGAUUUUAUUGUUUUUCUGAUCGCAUGAGGGGAUUAUUACAACUAGGAUUGAUUGCAAAAGAAAUAUCCAGUUUUAAGUCAACACGUAGAAGAUUGAUGGAGCUUUCCCACUUACUUCCUUUGAAAUUUCUACAAAAAAAAUAAAAUAAAGGGAUUAAACCCCCAUCCAAAAAAAAUAAAGCAAAGCUUGCUUGAGAAACAGCACAGUGCUCAUGCUCAUCAACAUUUGGAGGUGGCUACAUCAGCCAAAGGUAUGGAGAUUUGUGUGUUUUGCUUCAUCUAUCGUUGGCCUUAUCUGUUAUGCUUUGAGCUCCUCUUUCAAUCAUUUACUUGGAAAUUGGACCUGGUGGAAGUUACUUCUUUACAUUAUUUUCAGUUUUUUAAUUUCCCUUUCCACCUUGUUUGGAAAGACAUGGGAAUACUCCUACUCUCGCUGUUUGGAAGCUCACACAGCAUUUUCUGUUUUGCUUAUCACUUCUGUAUACUCCUUUUUCCUUGAUAAAGAUCUGAAACAGAAAGCAGAUGCCUAUAGUCUGCUUUCUUGUGUUGCUUUUGCUAUCAUGUCUCUAGGCUUGUCUAGGCUCAGUCAGUUAGGAUUUGAAGUUGAUCUCCUGUAUUUUUUCUGUGGACUUCUGACGGUACAACUCAUGAAAAUAAAACUUUGGCUAGUCACUGUUGGGGGAGCUUUCAGUUAUUCCCUCAUCCUUCUUCGUUCCAAUUUGGAUCUUCAACCAAGAAGUGGGUAUCAUGGACUUCAAAACCAAGAUCAUGUAGUAGUUGACAUUGGUUCUCAUUCACAACCACAAGGAAUCAGUAAUAGUGUUACUCAAGUGGAUUCAACCCGAACCAUUAUGGCUAGUUCACAACCUCAUCCUGUCAUUGAUAUGGUCUGGCCUUCAAGAGGAACAAGGCAUAGUGCUUCUGUAUUAAUUUCACCUCAAGAGGGUGGUUCUGGUGGUGGCCCUCCCGGAAACAUUUAUGGUACCGAGGAAUGCUUCAUGGGUUAUAUAGAGGCUCUUAAGAAGGAGAAUAGGAGAGUUAUCAGAGCAAUUUCCAUGCAUGUAGACAAAUACCUUAAAGCCAGUGUUCUUAGUAAGAAGCAGAUUUCAGUGCCAGAAUUGCAUGGCGACGACAACAUGGUGGUGGAUUCAUUGUCGUCAGGAAUGAUCGGCAAGCUUCGUGAAAGUGUACAGAAGAUGGUGUCAGACGGAUUUGUGAAGGAAUGCUUGCACGUGUACAGUGAUUGGCGGAGGGAGUUUUUGAAAGAGAGUCUCUGGGAAUUAGGGUUGCAAGAUCAAGAGCUCAACAGGGAGGACAUUAACAAGUCGGAGAAGAUUGAGAGGUUGAUAAAAGCUAUGAAAAUAACUGCGAGGAUACUCUUUCCCAAUGAAAAAAGACUCUUUAUUCGUGUCUUUAGCGGUUCCAUUCGCAAUGGGGAGUUUCAUUUCAGGGAACUUUGCACGGAAUUGGUUACUGGUCUGCUGAACUCAUCCCUUGCCUUGGCAACUUGGAGCCAUUUCAUGCGCAAUACAUUGCAGGAGUUGAUACAAGACUUUUUAUCAUUUACAUCAGGCAGAAAUAUUGUCGUGCCCCUGAUAAGACGGAGAUUGUGCAUUUAUGAGGCUUUGGAAGAUGUAUCACUCAUUCCCGGUGGCGGAAUUCAUCCUAUUACCCACGCAGUGAUGUACUAUAUUUAUUCUAUCAACAGAAAUAGGGAAAUUAGUAAACUUAGCCAAGAUUUGAAAGAGGGAAAGAUUCCAUCAUCUGUGCACAUGGCUAGAGUGAGAAUUCUGUUAGAGAGUAAGUCCAAAUAUGGUAAUAAGCUUACACUGAUGUACUACAUUAAAUCUCUAAAUCAAAGUAGGGAGAGUAAAUUUGGACAAGGUUUAGAAGAUGAAAUGCUUUCACCUGUUUACCUGAACAGGAUGACAGAGCUUUUAGAGAGCUGUUUGGUAGCCAACUCAAAAAAUUUCAAAAACCCUUCUUUGGGUCAUGUUUUCAUCAUGAAUAAUCGGAGAUUCAUAGAAGUAGAGACAAAACUACAUGGACUGGGACCUUUUUUUGGAGAUGACUGGCUCCACAAAAACACAACAAAGAUCCAAGAAAACCGUGAGCUCUAUCUAAGAAGCUCAUGGAAUAAGAUUGUGGACCUUUUGAAGGUAGACAUCAAUCAACUAGAGACUAGUGUUGUAGCCGAGGUGAUGAAAGACAACCUUUAUUGGUUCAACGAACUCUUUGAUGAGGCAUGCAACAUUCAGUCUGCAUGGUCUGUCAGUGAUGAGGAGCUAAGGGAACAAAUAAUAGAAUCCAUAGAAAACAUGCUGUUGCCAGCAUAUGGAAGUUUCCUUGGUACAUUUGAGGAAUUUACUGGGAAGCAUGCUUAUAAAUACAUUAAGUACGGAAUGUUUGAGGUUCAAGAUCGACUCAGCAAAUUGUUUCUUUUAAGGGAGUAGAUGAUUCUGUUGUUGCUGAAAGAGAAGGAACGGUUAAGGGAGUUUAGCUUUAGAGAACAAAAGUUUUAUUAUCUCAAAGUUCCAAAGGAUAUGUGCCCUGUAUACCACUGUAAGUUUCAAUACAAUCACAAAUGUGUUUCCUUUCUUAUUUUGUUUCCAUGUUUUAGAUUGGCUUGGUUCAAAUUCAUGUUUGGAUAUUUCACAAUUCUAUGCCUUAAAAGAAGGAAACAAUACCUAAGUUUGGGUAGAUUUAGAAAACAGGCUUAACCUAUAUGUGGAUA
Messenger RNA from Vigna angularis (adzuki bean), 2845 nucleotides. Its product is annotated as exocyst complex component EXO70B1. The coding region runs from base 324 to 2564 and encodes 746 amino acids. Gene Ontology annotation, cellular component: exocyst. The transcript has 2 exons. Lineage: Eukaryota; Viridiplantae; Streptophyta; Magnoliopsida; Fabales; Fabaceae. Gene Ontology annotation, molecular function: phosphatidylinositol-4,5-bisphosphate binding. The record is from RefSeq and is a predicted model, not a curated record. Gene Ontology annotation, biological process: exocytosis.